CUAAUGGUCCUAAUGUUGGCAGUGCUGCUUUCUUGAAGCAUGCUAUUUUUAGGUUAUGUUUUCAACUUUCUUUCAAUCAAAAAUCAAAACGAAGAAAACAAUUUCCAUAACAAUCACGAUUUUUUCCCGAUUGAUAAAUAUUUACCAUGGGUAAACGAAAAAGAGGUCGUUGUGUUAGGAAGAACACCAACAGUCAAAUAGAAGCCAACGAAGUUGUGCAAGCUCCACAUUCUUUUGUAAUACAUAGAGGAAUCCCCGGAGGAAAUGCCCUAGAACUGACGAAAGAUUUCAGAAAAGUAAUGGAACCUUACACCGCAUCUUCCCUCAAAGAAAGAAAGAAGAAUACCAUCAAAGACUUUGUAUCUAUAGCAGGGCCUCUACAUGUCUCCCACUUAUCUAUUUUCUCACGAACUGAGUUGGGCAUGUACCUCAAAAUUUUACGCCUACCCAGAGGUCCCACCCUGACAUUCAAAAUCCAUAACUUCUCUUUGGCCAGAGAUGUAGUUUCUUCACUCAAAAAGCAAAGGGUUGUGGAAGAUGCUUUCAAACACUCCCCACUCAUUGUCUUGAACAGCUUCAGUGGAGAAGGGCUGCAGUUCAAAUUGAUGGCUUCAAUGUUCCAGAACAUGUUUCCAACUAUAAAUCUUACAAAUGUUGAUUUGAACACUGUUAGGAGGUGUGUACUGAUGAGUUACAAUGCUACAACUAAGCUUGUAGACUUCAGGCACUACAAUAUCAAGAUUAUACCUGUGGGGGUUUCCAAGGGGGUGAAAAAAGUUGUGCAAGGAAAAGUCCCAAAUUUGGCAAACUGUAAUGAUAUUACAGAGUUUUUCACAAAGGUUGGAAUGUUGUCAGAAAGUGAGGUUGAGGAUGAUCCUCAGAACCAUGUGACUUUAGCCCAAAAAAUCAUUUCAAGAGGUAAUAUGGAGCAAGGAAAAUCUAGUAUUAGAUUGACAGAGCUUGGACCAAGGCUAACACUGCAAUUGAUAAAAAUAGAGGAUGGUUUACUAGAUGGAGAAGUUUUAUAUCAUGACUCAAUCCACAAAACUGAUGAAGAAAAGAUAGAUAUUCAAGAGAAAAGACUAGCUAAACAAAAGUUGAAGGAGAAAAGAAAAAAGGUUCAAGAUGCCAACAAGAAAGCUAAAGAGCAGGCAAAGCAAGAUCAUAAAGAAAAAUCAUUAAAGGGGAUGAAGAAAGAUGAUACAUCUGAAAUGACAAAGAAAAUACCUUCUAGUAAUGAAGAUGGGGUCCCCUAUGAAGCAGAUGAUGAUGCAGAGUAUUACAGACAAGAUGUUGGGGAAGAACCUGAUAAAGAUUUGUUUCCUGUUAGAUCUGCAAUUAAGAGAAAAUUUGAUGCUCCUUAUAGUCAAUCCAAAAGACCCAGAUUGAAUGAUGAAAGGGGUUCUAGAAGUGACAAGCAAAAUGGCAAAUUCAAAAAGUUCACCAACAAAAGUAGAGGUGAAAAUGGCAGAGGAUUCAGUAAAUUCAACAUCAGAGAUCAGUCAAACUCCCCACACAAAAAUAAAUUCAAUAAAGGUGAUAGUAAAAGAGGAGGAAAUAGUAAAUUUAAGAAGGUUGACAAAACAAAUUCACAAAAUAGGGACCACAGGCCAAUUGGAGGAAAGUUCAUAAGGAAAUCAACAAAAAAAACUUUAAAUAAAUCGAAUAAAAGAUAAUUCAAUACUUGUAAUAUGAAACAUUAUGAAAUAUUUGUUUU
Molecule: messenger RNA, 1717 nt
Organism: Phaedon cochleariae (mustard beetle)
Lineage: Eukaryota; Metazoa; Arthropoda; Insecta; Coleoptera; Chrysomelidae
Source: the annotation of a GenBank genome assembly